Molecule: messenger RNA, 406 nt
Organism: Paramecium sonneborni
Lineage: Eukaryota; Ciliophora; Oligohymenophorea; Peniculida; Parameciidae
Source: the annotation of a GenBank genome assembly
UAUUAUUAUUAAUGUCAUAAAAAUUCGGUCCUCUUUAAUUAAAAAAGAAAAUUCAAAAAACUAAUCCAACUGAAAAAAAGAUAUACAAUCAAUAAGAAACAGUAGAUAGUAAUUAUGAUAUCAUAAUUUAUCAGAGUAAGAGAUAGAAAACGAAAAAUUUAAGAAAUAAUAAUAAUUCAAUCCAGUUGAAAUGGCUUAGUAAGGAGGAACAGGAAAGACUUAGUCAGAAAUUUAAUUUGAUUUAGUUAGACUUAAGAGAUUAGGCGAUAAAAUAGAAAAAGUAAUUACAAUUUUAAAAAUUUCUAGAAAAUGGAAUUAACAUACAGAUAAAAAAUAGAAACUUUCAACAAGAAAAUUUAAAAGAUGCCUGAACAUUAUGAUAUUCCAAAAGUUGGUCCAGGUUGAG